Messenger RNA from Callorhinchus milii (elephant shark), 1134 nucleotides. RefSeq names its product syntaxin 16 (gene stx16). Gene Ontology annotation, molecular function: SNAP receptor activity; SNARE binding. The transcript is spliced from 9 exons. Bases 31 to 1005 code for a protein of 324 amino acids. Gene Ontology annotation, cellular component: SNARE complex; membrane; endomembrane system. The record is from RefSeq and is a predicted model, not a curated record. NCBI's taxonomy places the organism in Eukaryota, Metazoa, Chordata, Chondrichthyes, Chimaeriformes, Callorhinchidae. Gene Ontology annotation, biological process: intracellular protein transport; vesicle fusion; vesicle-mediated transport.
GGGGGGAGGGGGGGGAGGCAAACGCUCAACAUGGCGACCCGGCGCCUCACGGACGCCUUCGUGCUAAUGCGGAACAAUGCCAUCCAAACGCGGCAUUUGUUGGCCGAGCAAGUGAGUAGUUUCUCCAACAGCCCUCCGGGUACACGUAGCGCUGCUGCGGAGUUGGAUGAGAUUGCUGAUGAUCGCAUGGCAUUGGUCUCCGGAAUCAGUUUGGACCCAGAGGCUGCCAUUGCCGUUACUAAACGGUUGCCUCCGAAAUGGGUGGAUGGAGUGGAGCAAAUUCAGUUUGACAUCACGAGAAUAAAACAGAAGAUGAAAGAACUCGCCAGCUUACAUGACAAGUAUCUAAACAGGCCUACGCUGGAUGACAGCAGUGAGGAAGAACAUGCCAUCGAAAUCACUACACAGGAAAUCACACAGAUGUUCCACAGGUGUCAGCGGGCCGUACAGACCCUACAGAGUAGAUGGCGAAGUUGCACAGAACAGGAAGAACGUGUGCUCAGAAACGUCGUCUCGUCCUUAGCUCAGUCUCUUCAGGACCAAUCCACCCAGUUCCGACACGCCCAGUCCAGCUAUCUUAAACGUAUGAAGAACAGAGAAGAAAGGUCCAAACACUUUUUUGACACGUCAGUGCCACUAAUGGACGAUGGGGAAGAUGCCAGCCUUUAUGACAAGGGUUUCACGAAUGACCAGUUGCUGCUGGUGGAGCAGAACUCCCUGAUGGUGGAAGAGCGGGAAAGGGAGAUCAGGCAGAUUGUGCAGUCAAUCUCGGACUUGAACGAAAUAUUUAGAGAAUUGGCCACAAUGAUCGUGGAACAGGGAACCAUUUUGGAUAGGAUUGACUACAAUGUUGAACAGGCUUGUGUUAAAACCGAAGAGGGCUUACAACAAUUACAGAAGGCGGAGCACUAUCAGAAGAAGAAUCGGAAGAUGCUGGUCAUUUUAAUUCUGUUUGUCAUUGUAGUUGUUCUCAUUAUCGUGUUAAUUGGAGUGAAAUCCAGGUGAUCUGCAGGAAAGCCACCACUGUGGAAACUGGCUGGUGUCUGAAGGGUUGGGGGUGAAAUCAUGUCUAGAUAAAAUGGGGAAGGGAUCGGACGGAUGGAUUCUUGGGGUUAUUACAGAAAAUCAGGAAAA